Sphaeramia orbicularis (orbiculate cardinalfish) is the source of this 5403-nucleotide messenger RNA. RefSeq names its product alpha-tectorin-like. Lineage: Eukaryota; Metazoa; Chordata; Actinopteri; Kurtiformes; Apogonidae. The record is from RefSeq and is a predicted model, not a curated record. The transcript is spliced from 17 exons. Gene Ontology annotation, biological process: cell-matrix adhesion.
AUGAAACUGAAAACCUCUUCCACUACUGCACAUGGACAAAUUAUCAGCAAAGUAUUAUCUCUGAUCAAAAUCUUCUAUCCAGUUAAUGGAGAUACAAGUCCUCAACUAGAUGAUGGAAGUUCUCCUUUAAUAACCCUUCAAGGAUCAUUUGUUUAUUUUGGACGGAAGUAUAAUCAGAUUUAUGUCAACAACAAUGGACACAUGACAUUUCAAAUGCCAUGGUUCAAUUUUGUUCCACAAAAGUUUCCAUUACAUGGACCCAGAGACGUCAUAGCCCCAUUCUGGACUGAUUUGGACAACAGUGAAACUGGUGUGGUGUACUACAAUCAAUACACCAGUGGCACCAUUCUUCAACGGGCUACACAAGAUAUUAAUCAGUACUUCCCUGGGUUGAACUUUGUUGCCAGCUGGGUCUUUGUGGCAACAUGGUAUAAGGUUCCCUACUUUCCAGAUACAGGAAAUGGCACAACUGUCCAAGCAGUGUUGAUUUCUAACAGCCAACAAUCCUUUGUACUGAUGAACUAUGGGGAAAUAGCGCCAACUGUUAUCAAUGUACAGGCUGGAUAUGAUACGAUCAACUCGACUCACCAUUUCACCAUUCCUGGCUCUUACUCAAAAGCUGCGACAAGCAGUAACUCACCUUUCCGCCUGCAAAGCAACGUUAAUAUAGCGGGUCGCUGGGCUUUCCGCACAGAUCAUGGAUCAAAAGGCUGCACCUUUAAGGGUGAGCCUGUGCAGCUGGGUGACUCAUUCUGGAGUGACAGUACAUGUGCACAAAAGUGCACCUGCACCUCAUCAGGCCUGCAGUGUCAGAACCAGCCCUGCACCUUUUCUCAAAUAUGCAGACGUGAUGCCUUUCAAUUUUCCUGCCAAACAGUCCAGAGGCGAACCUGCACCAUAAGUGGUGAUCCACAUUAUUAUACUUUUGACGGGGCUGUGUUCCACUUCCAGGGCACAUGCACGUACAUUCUGUCUGAGCAAUGUGGUGAUGGACAGCCCUACUAUAGAGUAGAAGGUUCUAAUGAGCAUCGAGGCAGCACGCAUGUCUCUUGGACACGACUGGUCAAAGUGUUUGUUUAUAAUGAAACCAUUGAGCUUGUAAAAGGACGUCGUGGCGCGGCCAAGGUCAAUGGACAAUUCAUGACCACACCCUUCUUCCUCAACAAUGGCACAGUCCAAGUUUAUGAAUCAGGUUUUUCUGUGACCAUCAGCACUGUCUUUGGAUUAGUUGUAUCCUAUGACGCAAAUCAUUAUGUGCAGAUUAGUGUCCCCUAUGGUUACCAGAAUAAGACAUGUGGCCUGUGUGGGGACUUCAACAAUCACCCAGAGGACGACUUUCGAACUCGGCAAGGCGUAGUUGUGAGCUCUGAUGUUGUCUUCGCCAACAGCUGGAAAGCACCAGGAGAAGAUGAUGAUGGUUGUGGGACUGGGUGUGGAGGUCUGGGCUGUGCUUCCUGUACUGAUGCUCAGACAGCUUUAUACGGCAACAGUGAUCAUUGUGGUAUUCUUCAGAACAGCUCUGGGCCUUUUGCUGCUUGCCAUGAAGAGCUUCCCCCACAAAACUUCAUGGAGAGUUGUGUUUUUGACCUGUGUUUCGGGCGAGGAUACCAACCUAUUCUUUGCCAAGCCCUAAGUGCAUAUGCAAGUCAGUGUCAACAGAAUGGUGUACAGCUGCCUAGCUGGAGGAGACAGGGCUUCUGUGAAAUCCCCUGCCCAGCCAACAGCCACUUUGAGUCCCAGGGUACAGGAUGUCCUGCCACCUGCGUCAAUCCUAAUUCUACCCAGAACUGCCCCCUCCCUGCUCAGGAGAGCUGCAUCUGUAAUUCAGGUUACAUCCUCAGCGGUGGGAACUGUGUCCCUCAUGCUCAGUGUGGCUGCAGUUUUGAGGGAAACUACUACCACUCUGGAGAAACUGUAAUAUUAGACCAAGACUGUGGGAGACAGUGUAACUGCAGUUAUGGCUCUAUGAGCUGUCAGCCCUAUGGUUGUGGUCCACUUGAAUCCUGCAAGUUGGAGGAAGGAGAAAGAGGAUGCAGACCUAACAGCUUUGGCACAUGUUGGAUCAGGGGCCCAGGGUCAUAUCAAACAUUUGAUGGGUUGACAUACCAGUAUCCUGGGGCUUGUCAGCUGACCCUUGCCAAAGUAAUGGGAAUGUCCAGUCACCCCCACUUUGUAGUAAGUGCAGAAAAAGUCCCCCAAGCCCAGCAGGGCUUUGCUCGGGUACUAAAAUUUGAGGCACAGGGAACACAUGUGUCCAUUGAGAUGUCCAGCCACAGCAGAGUACAGGUUGAUGGCCAGCUCAUCAGACUACCAUUCACAUCAGCCAACAGUGGAAUUCAGAUUUAUCACAGCAGCAUUCACAGCAUCAUCCUUCGCACUUCCUUUGGUGUAACUGUGCAGACAGUCUGGCCGCACUUUGUCAGAAUCACUGCACCAGUUGUUUACAGUAGUUCAAUAGGAGGACUCUGUGGUAAUUUCAAUGGUCACCCUCAUGAUGACUUCCGCACACCCAAUGGUAUCUUGGUCAACAGUUCUCAGGCAUUUGGGGACAGUUGGCGAGAUGGCUCCCUCAGUGCACACUGUGUGGAAACUAUGGAUCAUAACAAUGAAACUAAUUUCAACACUACAGAGCACUGUGGCCUCCUUGCAUUGUCAGGUGGGCCAUUUUCUGCAUGUUGGGACAGGGUGAAUCCAUGGCAACAGGUGGAUGUAUGUGUGGAGAUUUUGAGGUCCUCUGCAAAUCCAGCAUCAGCGCUGUGUGAGGUCUUCCGAGAUUAUGCACUGAUGUGCCAACAGAAGGGUGUUACCCUCGGACAUUGGAGGAAUGCAACUGGCUGUGAGCUGACCUGUCCAUCAAACAGCCAUUAUGAAGUCUGCGGAACAUCUUGUCCUUCCACAUGCCCCAGCCUCUCCUUCCCUUUCUCCUGUAACACUCCGUGCCAGGAGGGUUGUCAGUGCGAUGAUGGUUUUGUCCUCAAUGGGAACCAGUGCGUACCACCAACAGGCUGUGGAUGCCACCACCAAGGCCGCUAUCGGCAGGGAGGAGAACAGUUCUGGGUUGGCGAUGAAUGUCAGAGCCUGUGUUCCUGUGAUGGUAUUACUGGACUGGUUCACUGUGUCCCCAAUUCCUGUGGUGCCCAGGAGUCCUGUCGUGUGGUUGGAGGAGAGUACGGCUGCCAUCCCAGUCCUCAUGGCACCUGCUCUGCAUCAGGUGACCCUCACUAUCUGACCUUUGAUCGAAAUGCCUAUGACUUCCAGGGAACCUGCCGCUAUGUUCUGGCAACGCUUUGUAAUGACACCACUGGACUCCACCAGUUUUCUGUGGAGGCCAGGAAUGAGGCAUGGCAAGGGCUGCCAGUUUCAAUCACUGCUGAGGUUUUUGUGAAUGUGUGGGGCUACAGAGUGCAUAUGUCAAGGCAGAACCAUGGUGUAGUAAAGGUGGAUGGCAUAACUAAGAAUUUGCCUCUUCUGCUGGAUGGAGGUCUUGUUUCUAUUUAUGCAAGUGGACUUCGCACAUUUGUAGAUACAGAUUUUGGCCUCAGUGUCUCUUAUGAUGGACGGAGUACAGUGUCAAUCACCGUACCUUCAAAUUACAGUGGGAGAACUUGUGGUCUCUGUGGAAACUUCAAUGGAAACCGAAAUGAUGACUUCAUGACUCCAUCUGGAGUGGUAGUCACCUCUCCAUCUGAGUUUGGGACUGCUUGGAAGGUGGUAGGGAACUACAGCUGCAGUGAUGGGUGUGGCACUUCCUGUCCUCAAUGUACCAAUGACCAACCUGCUAGAGCUCAGUGUGAAGUGAUUACAGCAGCUGAUGGUCCCCUCAGCUUCUGCCAUCAGCAGGUGGACCCAACGCCAUACUUCAAUGACUGUGUAUAUGAUUUCUGUGUGUCGGAAAAUCAAGGCUAUGAUCUUGUGUGCAGAUCUAUUCAGGCAUAUGUCAGUGCCUGUCAGUCUGCUAAUGUCCGAAUCUACGCUUGGAGACAAAACACUACAUGUAGCAUUGACUGUCCAGCCAACAGCCAUUAUGAGCUGUGUGGGACUGACUAGCUGACCUGUCCAUCAAACAGCCAUUAUGAAGUCUGUGGAGAUUCUUGUCCUUCCACAUGCCCCAGCCUCUCCUUCCCUUUCUCCUGUAACACUCCGUGCCAGGAGGGUUGUCAGUGCGAUGAUGGUUUUGUCCUCAAUGGGAACCAGUGCGUACCACCAACAGGCUGUGGAUGCCACCACCAAGGCCGCUAUCGGCAGGGAGGAGAACAGUUCUGGGCUGGCGAUGAAUGUCAGAGCCUGUGUUCCUGUGAUGGUAUUACUGGACUGGUUCACUGUGUCCCCAAUUCCUGUGGUGCCCAGGAGUCCUGUCGUGUGGUUGGAGGAGAGUACGGCUGCCAUCCCAGUCCUCAUGGCACCUGCUCUGCAUCAGGUGACCCUCACUAUCUGACCUUUGAUCGAAAUGCCUAUGACUUCCAGGGAACCUGCCGCUAUGUUCUGGCAACGCUUUGUAAUGACACCACUGGACUCCACCAGUUUUCUGUGGAGGCCAGGAAUGAGGCAUGGCGAGGGCUGCCAGUUUCAAUCACUGCUGAGGUUUUUGUGAAUGUGUGGGGCUACAGAGUGCAUAUGUCAAGGCAGAACCAUGGUGUGGUAAAGGUGGAUGGCAUAACUAAGAAUUUGCCUCUUCUGCUGGAUGGAGGUCUUGUUUCUAUUUAUGCAAGUGGACUUCGCACAUUUGUAGAUACAGAUUUUGGCCUCAGUGUCUCUUAUGAUGGACGGAGUACAGUGUCAAUCACCGUACCUUCAAAUUACAGUGGGAGAACUUGUGGUCUCUGUGGAAACUUCAAUGGAAACCGAAAUGAUGACUUCAUGACUCCAUCUGGAGUGGUAGUCACCUCUCCAUCUGAGUUUGGGACUGCUUGGAAGGUGGUAGGGAACUACAGCUGCAGUGAUGGGUGUGGCACUUCCUGUCCUCAAUGUACCAAUGACCAACCUGCUAGAGCUCAGUGUGAAGUGAUUACAGCAGCUGAUGGCCCCCUCAGCUUCUGCCAUCAGCAGGUGGACCCAACGCCAUACUUCAAUGACUGUGUAUAUGAUUUCUGUGUGUCGGAAAAUCAAGGCUAUGAUCUUGUGUGCAGAUCUAUUCAGGCAUAUGUCAGUGCCUGUCAGUCUGCUAAUGUCCGAAUCUACGCUUGGAGACAAAACACUACAUGUAGCAUUGACUGUCCAGCCAACAGCCAUUAUGAGCUGUGUGGGACUGACUGUGGCCACACCUGUGCCAGCAGCAUUGAUGCCACCUGUGAGCAUGUUUGCUCUGAAGGAUGUUUCUGUGAUGAGGGAUUCCUGAGGAGUGGGACUGGGUGUGUUCCAGCGGAAACUGUGGCUGCCAGUAUGAUGGCUCCUACUAUAGUGUAA